AUGGCGGGCGUUUCAUUGAAAUGUGGAGACUGUGGGACGCUCCUCAAGUCUGUGGAGGAAGCUCAGGAGCACGCAGAGCUGACCAAGCACGCGAAUUUCGUUGAAUCCACUGAGGCCGUCCUCAAUUUAGUCUGCUCCGACUGCGGCAAGCCUUGCCGCUCCAAAACCGAGAGUGAUUUGCACACUAAGAGGACGGGGCAUACUGAAUUUGUGGAUAAGACUUCUGAGACUGCAAAGCCUAUAAGUUUGGAGGCACCGAAGCUUAAUGAUGAUGUAUCGAUGGAAGAGGCUGGCCUUGGUAGUAUUAGUCAACAAGAAGAAAUGGUGGCUCCGGAAGUAAGCCAACAGCUGUUAGCAGAACUUGAGGAUAUGGGAUUUCCCAAAGAAAGGGCUGUUCGUGCACUUCAUUUUUCUGGAAAUAGUAGCCUUGAGGAUGCAGCAAAUUGGAUAGUUGAACAUGAGAAUGACCCAGAUAUCGAUAAAAUGCUAUUGGUACCCGUUAGUUCCAAGCAACCUCAGGCUCCAAAGCCAUCUCUCACACCAGAAGAGAUUAAGCUGAAACAACAAGAAUUAAGGGAACGUGCUCGCAAGAAGAAAGAAGAGGAAGAAAAGCGAAUGGAAAGAGAAAAAGAGAAGGAAAGAAUUCGAGUUGGAAAGGAGCUGCUUGAAGCAAAGCGCAUUGAAGAGGAAAAUGAAAGAAAACGUAUAUUAGCCUUGCGGAAAGCAGAAAAAGAGGAAGAAAGAAGAGCUAGAGAGAAGAUUCGUCAAAAGUUGGAGGAAGAUAAGGCUGAAAGAAGAAGAAAACUUGGGUUGCCCGUGGAGGAAUCAUCUGCUGCAAAAUCUUCUGCUCCAGUGGUGGAGGAAAAAAAGAGCUUCCUUCCUGUCCGACCAGCUACAAAGGCAGAGCAAAUGAGGGAGUGCCUGAGAACCCUUAAACAGAAUCAUAAGGAUGAUGAUGCAAAAGUGAAGACGGCUUUCAACACGCUUUUGACUUUCGCAAAGAAUGUAGCAACGAAUCCGAAUGAGGAGAAAUUUCGCAAAAUUAGAAUCACAAAUGCUAAUUUUCAGGAGCGAGUUGGAAAACUGAAAGGAGGCAUAGAGUUUCUUGAACUGUGUGGUUUUGAGAAAAUGGAAGGGGGAGAGUUUUUGUAUCUUCCUAAAGAGAAAGUUGAUAUUGCGGUGCUCCACUCCGCUGGAAGAAUCAUUCUGGAAUGGACUCACUGGGAUAAAAUUUUAAUUUCCCAAAAGAAUGCCUCAUCUUUACCAUUUACUCUUUUGCGUCAUUUCUGA
This is a messenger RNA of Striga hermonthica, 1290 nucleotides long. Lineage: Eukaryota; Viridiplantae; Streptophyta; Magnoliopsida; Lamiales; Orobanchaceae. The record is from the annotation of a GenBank genome assembly.